CCCCCCGUCUGUCCUUGGGGUCUCGUCUUCUCGUGGGCUCUACAUUCCCCUUGGACAUCGCUUCUUCGUUUUGGUCUUGAGUAUAACUUCCAGUCUUUUGGAUUUGAUUUCAAAAGCAGGUAUAUCCUAUUCAUAGACUCCGCUCUGUUGUCUAGGUUACAGUGUUAUCGAGCACCGCCGCCCGCCGACACAUCACUAAAAGACUCAUGUCUUGAUCCCUCCGCUGCUAACUUGUUUGCCACGGUGUCUUUGUGGGCGAGUACAUCAAGCCAUUCCUUUGGACCGCAAGCAUGUCCCAAAAGAUCGAUUUCAACGCCCUCAGGGCGCGUACUAUGGGAUCGGGGAACGAUGAAGAGGCGGUCACUGUUGAUACACGGGGUUUAAUCUCCAAAGUCCUCGCACGUUACUCCGGGAAAUGGACGGUUCUACGGGAGAUGAUCCAAAAUGCGGCGGAUGCUAAUGCCACGAAAGUGACUAUCAAGUUUGAGACGCUACCAUCUACGACGGUCCCACUACCCUCAGCUGCUGAUGAGAGUACCCUGAUCAAGCAUACUAUCCCCAAUCAUACCCUUAAACGCCUUCUGAUAUCUAACAACGGCACCCCUUUCAGUGAAAAGGAUUGGGGAAGAUUAAAGCGCAUCGCCGAUGGGAACCCCGACGAGACCAAAAUCGGAGCGUUUGGUGUUGGCUUUUACAGUGUAUUUGAUGACUGCGAAGAGCCAUUUGUAUCGUCUGGGAAAGAAGCCAUGGCUUUCUAUUGGAAAGGGAACGCUCUUUUUACCCGUCGGCUACAGCUGGACGAAGACGCAAACCCGGAGACCACAUUCGUUCUAGACUAUCGCAAUGACACCUCACCAAUUCCUUCGUUGAUGCAGCUAUGCCAAUUUUUAUCCAGCAGCCUUACUUUCGUAAGCCUUGAGGGUAUAGAACUAUGGUUGGAUGACUGGAGUCUAUUACGGCUUUCAAAGAAGACUGCCCCAAGUGUCAACCUAAGCAUUCCGAGAGAUAUCGAAACCAAAACACCUCAAGGUUUGAUGAAGAUAUCAAAUGUCACACGAGAGGUUGCUCAAGUUGAUGCUUCAUGGAUGCGCGUUGUUGAAUGGAACCCAAAUGCAAGCACUUUUCGCGAGGGACUCAGAGAUACGACUGGGUCAUUGCGUACCUUUUUCUCUAAACUCACGGGUCAGAGCAGCCCGGAAAAGCCAAUGAAGCCCGAAAAACAGGACAGUUCCAUCGAUACUGAUGAGAUGGCCAAGAUCCAAACCGCCUCAGUCUUUCUACACAUCAACACUGCCAGCCUUCAGGCUUCCGUUAGUCAGUCUUUGAGCAGCGAACUUGAACGAGCGACACGCAAGCCUCCCCCUAAGCGAUCUACUAUCGCUAUACUGACCCCUUCAUAUGACACGACCUUGGCUUCUGGGGCCUCUGGCUUACAAUCAGAGGUCCUCUCUUCUAUCCUCCCUUCUAAAGCUGGGAGGGUCUUCAUAGGCUUCCCAACCCAUCAAACAACAGGCCUCAAUGCUCAUAUAUCUGCUCCCUCUGUCAUUCCCACAGUGGAGCGGGAGAGUAUCGAUCUCAACACUCGCUAUAUCAGCAAAUGGAAUCUGGAAAUGCUGAGGGCAGCGGGAAUAGUCUGUCGGAUUGCCUGGACUGCGGAAAUGGCAACCAUCAAAGCAAGGAUAAUGUCUGGGAGAGAGUCGUCGAAGUCCACGAAAAUACGAAAGGACGAUAUAGUCGAUGUGCUUCCUGAGGCUAUUCACACUGCGAACCAGUUCGUAUUCCGUGAAUCAACACCGUCAUCGCUUUUGGGGCAAACCAUUGAGGACGCGUUUUGGACGUGCAACAAAAGUUCAUCUAUCGAAGUCCUCUCAACAUGCGGCAUCAUUCAGAGUCAUCAGGCACGUCUUGCUCCAAAGGAUCUUAGUUUCAUGGAUUCUAUCCCGGUUCUGCCGGAUGAGUUUGUGUCGGGUGCAAAAGACUUUGUUAAGAAGCUGACCGACUUUGGACUCGUCACUGAUAUAACGGUCUCCGACAUUAAGCGGGAACUGGAGACUAGCACACUACGUACCAGCCAGGUUAUUGAAUUCCUUGCCUGGCUAGGUCGAAGGGCGGCCUCAGGCCAGCUUGAUCUAUACUCCGUUCAAAGCCUCCUGAAUGUUGCAGUAGCAAAUGACGAAGAUGACGGUGGUCCUCAGACAAGACUGAUUGUUUUUGGCGGCAUCGACAGUUAUCUGAAUCCUCAAAAGAUACCCGUCAAUUUGCCAAUGCCACCGUCUGUGGCACCUUUCAAAUUCACAAAAUCUCUUGGGAAGCAGGAGUUGGAAGCUUUUGGUUGGUCAGAAUAUCAGAUAGUUCCAUGGGUUCGCUGGCUAGUCAGCAAUGCUGGUAACCGAAGCCUUCUCCCUGUGGAUCAGGAUAUCACACAGAGCCCCUCGUUUUCCGCGCAGGUCUUACCUGUUCUGUCCAAGCAAUGGGAUUAUCUGAGCCAGCCUUCGAGGCAAACGGUGAUCAAUCAACUACAGCCACACACCAUCAUACCGACCAAACUUGGGAUGAAGCCUCCUGCCGAGACUUACUUCUCUUCGGUGAGGUUGUUUGAUGAUCUUCCCGUCAUCCAUGGUCUAAAUGGAGUCAAAGAGAAGUUUCUGGCCGCGCUUGGCGUUCGUAAGACAGUUGAGCUCGGUGUAAUCUUCGAGCGUCUCCUCGAUACGGUGGAAUCGCCCGAUGUCUCUAACAAUAAUCAGAGAAAAUGGAGCCAUGUUGACUUGAUACGGUACCUGGCUUCCGUUCGUGACGAUAUCCCCGCCAAUGAUAUCAAGCGCCUCAAAAACACCAGUUUGUGCACUGCCGAACCAAGCGAUGGUGAGAAUGGCGACCUAAGAGCAGCGCAUCGCAAACGCUACAAAAUCUUCGAGUUGUUUGAACCGAAAGACUCGCUCAGGGCUUUAGGGUUACCUCUCAUUGAUUGGCCAGGUCGUUAUCAACCUAGCAGUAACGAGGGGAAAUUCCUGUCUAUGUUGGGGCUGAGAAGUUCCCCGUCACCUCCUGAGCUGGUACAGAUCAUGGCCAAAGCGGCGACGGAUGGUAACUGGGUUCUCCAUACGAAAGCGAUGUCGUAUUAUAUCGCCGAGUACCAUAACAGUGGUUAUGCGACGUUCGACUAUAAUGCAGUGAAUGUCUCGUUUCUGCCCAUUGAAGGCUCGCAAAGCUUGGCUACCCCGAGCAAAUGUUUCACUGAUGAGGGCGCUACCUUGUUUGGUUUCACAAUUCUUCGAAGGGACCUCCAUCCUCAUGCUUCCAAAUUUGGAGUGAAACAACACCCCGCUUUGAGUGAUUGCAUCGAUUGUCUCAUACGUCAGCCACCGUCUACGAAGCGUGACGCAAGAGUAGUCUUUAAAUAUUUGGCGGGGAGAGUGUCGGAACUCAGUGCGCGGGAUAUAGAUUGCGUCGGCAGUGCGCAGGUGGUUCCCGUCUCGACUACACCGGAUGCGGUGGAGAAGAAGGCCGUUGUGCGUCGUGUGGCGCCCAAACUCUGCUAUCUCGGAGAGGGUGAAGACUACAAAGACAUAUUCGACUUCAUCGACUUUGGUCAAGAGGCGAACCUCUUCCUCAUGGCAGUCGGUUCCAAACGAGAACCGACCAAGGUGGAAAUUGCGCGUAUGCUCGUAAAAGAACCAGCUAGGAUAUCGGCCACCUUCCAAAGUGCUGACAAGUAUCUCAAAUUAUUGAGAACACUUGCCGAACAUGUGUCGACCCUUAGAAAGGACCGCGAACUAUUCCAGGAUAUGAAGAGAUCGGCGUUUCUGCUCGCCAGCAGGGAUAUUUCGUCCCUGGCGCAAGAGAAAGCCGCAAAGGAGAACUUGUCUGAUGAUGAAGAGGAAGAUCAAAGCAUCAAGGAAUGGACUUUGACUGUUGCAAAGGACGCCGUCGUGGUGGAUGAUUUUCAGAGCUUUAACCUCUUCAAAGAGCAUGUCUUAGCCGCGCCUCAGGAAGAGUUGCUAGAGAAUUUCUAUCAGUCUCUAGGGGCUCUGCCGUUGAGUGGGCUUGUCGAAGAGCGUGCUCACUGGGGUGCUGUAGCUGCCGACCAACGUCCAGCCGCCAAACUGCAGAAGCUGAUCAAUGAACGCUCGAGACUGUUCUUACAUGACCAGUCUCCUGAUCUGAUAAGGCAUGAAGUGCGUUGGCUAGAGAGGCAUCUGCAAGUGCAGGUGGUACAAUCUAUUUCUCUCACCCGGUCUCUGAAGGGUCGUCGGGUUUCCCACACUCAAAAGCGAAGCGCAAUCAUCACUCAGCAACCAAAGGACUGGACCCUGUGGAUUUGUCCGGGCAAAUAUGACCUCUACGAGAUUAGCCAGGCUCUUGUGCACCUCAUCCUUGUCCGGCCGAAGCUCCAUUCAACCCUUACAUUAGAGAUGCUGUUGAAGACGGAUCUGUUGGAGCUUAAAGCUCGCGGCUAUAAUGUGGAACGCAUUCUGAAGCAGAAGGCGCACGAGGCCAGGAUGGCAGAGGACAGACGACAGAAGCAGUUGGAAGAGGAGCGACAACGCCUUCAAGAGAGAGAAGCUGCGUGGGCCAGGGAACAGGCCCAGGUGCAAGCACCACCGCAACCGACGGAAGAUGAACGCGAGCAACUAAUGCCGGGAGAUUUCCCCGACUCACCCUCCGGCAAAAACGCUAGCCGUAAUGUCCAGGCCGAGGGUUCUGACCAAGCUCCAGAUCGACGGCCUCGCGGCUUUUUUGCCAAUCUCUCCAAGCGGUUUGGGCUCGAGGGCAAUCGGUCGCCCUGGAAUGCCUCCAACGGGGAGUCGUCCCAGCCCGCCCUUCCUGGGACCUCGGAGAACGCCACCCCUCCCCCGCCUUACUCUGCUGAAGAUCCUCAGAAGACUCGUUCGGAAGCGCCUGUCAAUGUCAAUUCUCCCCAUCGGCUUCAGAAUGAGCUGCUCUCGGCCAUCCAAGCCUGUCGGCCUCACGGAUCAUCCGAUGUUUAUAGCCGACCCGAAACCAACCAGAUCACGGAGAAGAAGUCAUAUUGUGAUGAAAAGCCCAGCCAUGAUCUUGAGUUUGUAGCGACUCUUGCCUGUGGAAUCAACGUGCUGUUUGUGAGGACACUCUCGGACCGCAGUCAGUUCCUAGCCAUGAACAGCAUCGGCAUCAAUGUCUUCGCUUCGAUGCUGAUCGAUUGUGCCGGGAUCUUUUCGCUUCGUUCCAACAUCCUCAGUGUCUUCUAUGACCCCGGGGGCAAGACGAUCGCCUUCAACCGUGCUGGUAGUGUCUUCUGCAAUUACUUUUACUUCCAACAACUCCACGAGAAACAGCUGCUCGAAAACCCCACUUCCGACCGAACGGAUGCAUUGGUAUACUGGUGGGUGAUAUUAUGCCACGAAUUGGCCCAUAACCUGGUGGAAGAUCAUAGCUCUGCCCACAGCUACUACACCGAAAGCUUUGUUGCACAAUACUUCCCCAAAAUGGCGGCCAAACUGGCGAGCGCAGGAAAAGAUGCCCCGGGACCUAGUGCCUAGUCUACCUGCACCAUUUGGUUUAGGUUUCGAUAUGCAUUUUGUGUUUGCAGAGCGGUGUAUAGUAUCAUGAUCGGCAGAGACAACCGGCGAGGCGCCGGGAUGUAUAUAUAUGAGAUAGCUAGCAGUGAAAGUUUUUAGAUAAUGUCCCUUCUAAU
This is a messenger RNA of Aspergillus sclerotioniger CBS 115572, 5674 nucleotides long. Its product is annotated as histidine kinase-like ATPase domain-containing protein. Bases 291 to 5519 code for a protein of 1742 amino acids. The record is from RefSeq and is a predicted model, not a curated record. The transcript is spliced from 3 exons. NCBI's taxonomy places the organism in Eukaryota, Fungi, Ascomycota, Eurotiomycetes, Eurotiales, Aspergillaceae.